Messenger RNA from Lucilia cuprina (Australian sheep blowfly), 3612 nucleotides. RefSeq names its product transcription elongation factor SPT5 (gene Spt5). Gene Ontology annotation, biological process: transcription elongation by RNA polymerase II; transcription elongation-coupled chromatin remodeling; regulation of DNA-templated transcription elongation. The record is from RefSeq and is a predicted model, not a curated record. NCBI's taxonomy places the organism in Eukaryota, Metazoa, Arthropoda, Insecta, Diptera, Calliphoridae. The coding region runs from base 165 to 3431 and encodes 1088 amino acids. Gene Ontology annotation, molecular function: protein binding; mRNA binding. The transcript has 12 exons. Gene Ontology annotation, cellular component: DSIF complex.
UUUUUAUUUACACGUAUCACCUUGUUUAAAAAAAUUUUCUUUUAUUUCUGUCGACAUUUCAUUCAAUCGAUUUGGUUUUUGUGUUAAAAAAGAUUUUCUGGCGAAAUAUAUUCUUAUAAUAUAAUUGGAAGUACGCACAUAAAAGUUACUUCAGAGAUCGUAAAAUGUCCGACUCUGAAGAAAGUAAUAUAUCGGAUAGUGGUUCCGAAGAUGGAUCCGUUGGAUCCAAUAAGUCGCAAAAGAGUGCGCAUUCCCGAUCACGGUCGCCAGUACGAUCCAGGUCCGGAACAAGGUCUAGAUCUGGAUCAAGAUCUCAAUCUAGAUCCAGGUCACGUUCUCGAUCGCGUUCCCGUUCAGUGGGUUCUGAAUCCGGUUCGGAUAAUUCUGUAAGAGGACAAAAGCAACGAUCGCGGGAUGAUGAAGAAGAAGAGGAUGACGUCGAUGGUGAUGAUGUCGAUUCUGAGGAAUAUGAAGAAGAUGAAGACGACAGACCAAGAAAGAAAAAAAAGAAGGAUCGUUUUGGUGGUUUUAUUAUCGAUGAAGCUGAAGUAGACGAUGAGGUCGAUGAAGAUGAUGAAUGGGAAGAAGGUGCCAAUGAGUUGGGUAUAGUUGGUAAUGAAAUUGACGAAUUGGGUCCAACAGCCCGUGAUAUUGAAAUAAGACGACGUGGUACAAAUCUAUGGGAUACACAAAGAGAAGACGAAAUCGAGGAAUAUUUAAGAAAGAAAUAUGCCGAUGAAUCUAUUGCUAAGAGACAUUUUGGAGAUGGAGGAGAAGAUAUGUCUGAUGAAAUUACCCAACAAACUCUGUUGCCUGGAAUAAAGGAUCCUAAUUUAUGGAUGGUCAAGUGUCGUAUUGGUGAAGAGAAAGCUACAGCUUUGUUAUUAAUGCGUAAAUUUUUAACUUAUCUAAAUACCGAUGAGCCAUUGCAAAUUAAAUCUGUUGUUGCACCCGAGGGUGUCAAGGGUUAUAUAUACAUUGAAUCGUAUAAACAAACCCAUGUCAAGACCACUAUCGAAAAUGUUGGUAAUCUUAGAAUGGGCAAGUGGAAACAAGAGAUGGUACCCAUUAAGGAAAUGACAGAUGUAUUGAAAGUCGUAAAGGAGCAAGUGGGUUUAAAGAUCAAGCAGUGGGUAAGAUUGAAGAGAGGUCUUUAUAAGGAUGAUAUAGCCCAGGUGGACUAUGUUGAUUUGGCUCAAAAUCAAGCCCAUUUAAAAUUAUUGCCACGUAUUGACUACACACGCAUGAGAGGUGCACUUAGAUCAACUACAAACGAAUCUGAUGAUAGUAAACGCAAGAAAAAACGCAGACCUCCUGCAAAACCUUUUGACCCAGAAGCUGUUAGGGCCAUUGGUGGUGAAGUUCAUUCAGAUGGUGACUUUCUGCUGUUCGAAGGAAAUCGCUAUUCUCGCAAGGGUUUCUUAUACAAAAACUUUACCAUGUCAGCUAUUCAAGCUGAAGGCGUUAAACCAACUCUAGCAGAAUUAGAAAGGUUUGAAGAACAACCAGAAGAUGUAAAUUUAGAAAUUGUAACUGGGGCUAAAGAUGAUCCUACUGCUGGACAUUCAUUCUCAAUGGGUGAUAAUGUUGAAGUAUGUGUGGGUGAUUUGGAGAAUUUACAGGCAAAAAUCAUAGCCAUCGACGGUGGAAUGAUUACUGUUAUGCCGAAGCAUCAAGAUUUAAAGGAUCCUUUGGUAUUUAAAGCAAAUGAAUUGCGAAAAUACUUUAAAACUGGUGACCAUGCCCGUGUUUUGGCUGGUCGUUAUGAAGGAGAAACAGGUUUAAUUAUUCGCGUUGAACCCACACGUGUGGUACUUGUCUCCGAUUUAACAAAUCAUGAAUUGGAAGUGUUGCCUAGAGAUUUGCAACUUUGCUCAGAUGUUGCCACCGGUGUGGAUUGUCUGGGUCAAUUUCAAUGGGGUGAUUUGGUGCAACUAGAUGCACAAAAUGUAGGCGUUAUUGUUCGUUUGGAACGUGAAAAUUUCCAUGUUUUGGGUAUGCAUAGCAAGGUUAUUGAAUGCAAACCUACUGCUCUUCAUAAGAGACGUGAGAACAGAAAUACCAUAGCUCUCGAUGCUGAUCAAAAUCAAAUCAGACGUCGCGAUAUUGUUAAAGUUAUGGAAGGUCCCCAUGCGGGUCGAUCGGGUGAAAUAAAACAUUUAUAUCGCAGUUUAGCGUUUUUACAUUGUCGUAUGUAUACGGAAAAUGGUGGAAUAUUUGUGUGCAAGACCCGACAUCUUCAACUUGCUGGUGGUAGCAAAUCACAAACCAAUAAUUUUGGCCCGCUCGGUGGUUUAGGAUUUAUGUCUCCACGUAUUCAAUCUCCUAUGCAUCCUUCGGGUGGACGGGGAGGUCGUGGUGGAGCUAGAGGUGGUCGCGGUGGUUUCAAGGUUACCAGAGAUCGUGAACUGGUAGGCAAAACAAUCAAAAUUAGUGGCGGUCCCUAUAAAGGUGUGGUGGGUAUUAUCAAAGAUGCUACAGAGAGCACAGCGCGUGUGGAAUUACAUACAUCGUGUCAAACCAUUUCGGUUGAUCGUAAUCACAUCGCCAUAGUAGGAGCAGCAGGAAAAGAUGGCAGCCUCUCUUCAUACGGACGCACUCCAGCUCGUACUCCUGGCUAUGGUUCUCAUACACCAAUUUAUGCUGCAGCUGGUUCUAAGACUCCAUUAUUGGGUAGUCAAACACCCAACUGGGAUUCUGAAGGUCGCACACCUUACAGUAGUUCGAUGACACCGUUGCAUGAUGGCAGCAUGACGCCACGUCAUGGAGCUUGGGAUCCGAAUGUUACAAACACACCAGCUCGCAGUAAUGACUUUGAUUAUUCACUUGAAGAACCAAGCCCAAGUCCUGGUUACAAUCCCAGUACUCCUGGUUAUCAGAUCAACACUCAGUUUCCACCACAAACGCCAGGAACUCUUUAUGGCUCUGACCGCAGUUACAGUCCCUUUAACCCCAGUCCAAGUCCAGCUCCUUCUCCAUAUCCUGUUGGCUAUAUGAACACACCAUCUCCUUCUAGUUACUCGCCUAACACUCCUGGCGGUGCUCCCAAUUCACCCUAUAAUCCACAAACUCCUGGCGCAAGCUUAGAAUCACCAAUUGGUGACUGGUGUACAACUGAUAUUGAGGUCAAAAUCCACACCCAUGACGAUGUUGAUUUAGUCGGUCAAACUGGCAUUAUUCGCACAGUUUCUAAUGGCGUCUGUUCAGUUUUCCUACAAGAGGAAGAUCGCAGUGUUUCGGUUGUAAGCGAACAUUUAGCUCCCGUUCCGCCAGAAGUUGGUGAUGAAUUUAAAGUUAUUUAUGGCGAUGAACGUGAAUCGGUCGGUAAAGUGGUAUCGCAUUCUAAUAAAGACACCAGCAUAUGCCAGCUAAAUGGCGAAAUUAAAAUGAUACCAACUGCCUAUUUGAGUAAGAUGAAAUCCAUUGAUUAAAGUAAAAAACUAAUCGCAAUAUGAAAACAUCCAAUACGAUGGGAUAUCAUCAACACUUAAUGGUAAGAUUACAUUUAUCUAAACUCAAGUUUCAAGGAAACCCGAACCCAUACUUAUAUUAAAACAAAACAUAAAAUAUAUAUACAAAAAAAGAUUUUAUAAAAAAUCUUAAGAAAAACAA